Messenger RNA from Cladophialophora immunda, 1896 nucleotides. RefSeq lists its product as uncharacterized. Gene Ontology annotation, molecular function: oxidoreductase activity, acting on single donors with incorporation of molecular oxygen, incorporation of two atoms of oxygen; heme binding; peroxidase activity. Gene Ontology annotation, biological process: response to oxidative stress. The coding region runs from base 1 to 1896 and encodes 631 amino acids. Lineage: Eukaryota; Fungi; Ascomycota; Eurotiomycetes; Chaetothyriales; Herpotrichiellaceae. The record is from RefSeq and is a predicted model, not a curated record. The transcript is spliced from 3 exons.
AUGGACGAAGCCGUGAGGCCCAGCUACAACCCCAAUUUCACUGAUCGCUUGCUCGUGGGCUUCUUCCAUCUCGUCAACAAGUUCGUCCCAUGGCACAAGCUCCCCAGCUUGGUCGGUGCACUCAACUUGGAGGCCCUGCGCGUCGAACUUCGCCAGUACAACUUACACGAUGUCUAUCCUUCUGGAGCUGCCCAAGGCACCCAGUCCACCGUGCCCAUGACCGACAAGCGAUUUGAAACUGCCCGCAACUCGGAUGGCAAGUUCAACUCAACCGAAAUGCCACUCAUGGGGUGUACUGGGAUGCGUUUGGGGCGCAAUUUCCCCAGAGCCUUUUGCCCCAAGCCUUACGACGACGAUCUGUGGAACCCGAAUCCGAGAAUGUUGAGCGAGCAGUUCAUGGCACGAAAAUCGUUUAUUCCAGCUACGACCUUGAACCUACUUGCCGCGGCCUGGAUCCAAUUUCAAACCCAUGACUGGUUCUUCCAUCAGAAUAGCAAGCAGAACUACGACAUCCCCCUGCCUCCUGGAGACAAGUGGCCCCAUGGCAAAAUGGAACUGCCACAGACAGAACCGGAUGAGAUUCUCAGCGAGACCGACCGCAAGUGUCCCGGCUACAAGAACGUCAACACGGCGUGGUGGGACAGUUCUCAGAUCUACGGCUCGUGUGAGAGCGUAACAGAGAAACUCAGGAAUCAACACAGCGACGGCAAGCUGUUGCUCACCAAGGAUGGCCGCGCACAGUUCCUGCCGCGUGACGACCAGGGCAACCCGCUGACGGGGUUCAACAACAACUGGUGGAUAGGGAUGGAAAUGUUGCACACUCUUUUUGCGUUGGAACACAAUUCGAUCUGCGACAUGCUGCGGCGGAAUUACCCGGACUGGACCGGUAACCAGAUCUUCGACAAGGCUCGGCUCGUCAACUGUGCGCUCAUGGCCAAGAUCCACACCGUGGAAUGGACUCCAGCUAUUCUCGCACACCCGACACUCAAGAUUGGCAUGAAUGCAAACUGGUGGGGGCUCGUCGGCGAGUCCUUGACAAAGAUGCUGGGUCGUAUCUCCAAGACAAGUGAGGUCAUCAGCGGCAUUCCGGGGUCAGGGGUCGACCACUUCGGCGUGCCGUAUUCCCUCACCGAGGAGUUCGUCUCAGUUUACCGUAUGCACUCUCUGAUCCCGGAUACAAUUGCCUUCUUCGGCGCGCGCGAUGGCGAACUCAAACUCCGCCAGCGAGUCGACGAGAUGCUCUUCAAGGACGCGCAGAAACCACUGGAUGGACCCCUUACCUUCGCUGACGCUUUCUACUCUUUCGGCAUCAACUAUCCCGGCGCAAUCACCAACUCGAACUACCCGGACUUUCUCCGCAAUCUGACCACCCCUGACGGGCUGCAUCGGGAUAUGGGUACCGUGGACAUUCUUCGAGACCGCGAGCGUGGGGUGCCACGAUACAACCAAUUCCGACGGUUGCUGCGCAUGCCGCCGGCCAAGACCUUUGAGCAGUUGACCGGCGGCAACAAGGAACUGGCUGCGGCCCUCUCGGACGCGUACGGUGGUGACAUCGAGCUGGUGGACACGCUGGUCGGGUCGCACAGCGAGCCUGUACCAGCCGGGUUCGGGUUCAGCGACACGGCGUUCCGUAUCUUCAUCCUCAUGGCGUCACGCCGGCUGAAGAGCGACCGCUUCAUUGCGGGCCAGUGGAAUGCGGCGACGUAUACGAAGGAAGGCCUCCAGUGGGUGCAGAACACGGGCAUGAAAGACGUCCUGGUCAGACAUUUCCCCGAGCUCAAACAGGUGUUGGACAAGAAGAGCGUCAAGAAUGUGUUUGCGCCCUGGGAGAAGUUGCCUGGGUCGGUGUCGUAUCAGGGGAUUGAGACGAACGCGCCGCCCAAGAAGAAAAAGUAA